Suillus paluster is the source of this 957-nucleotide messenger RNA. RefSeq lists its product as uncharacterized. The coding region runs from base 1 to 957 and encodes 318 amino acids. The record is from RefSeq and is a predicted model, not a curated record. The transcript is spliced from 3 exons. Lineage: Eukaryota; Fungi; Basidiomycota; Agaricomycetes; Boletales; Suillaceae.
AUGAGUCUCUUGAAUCCUGCUAUCGAUACACUCUUGUUCACGUCCCUCCUCAUAGCUAUAGGAUGGCUCAUCGUAUACCACCAAUUUCAUGACCUAUACAAACGCGCCUCCGCAAGCUUCUUCCCAGGCGUCGUGCUCCUACACUCAUUGUACUCUCUGUACGGUCUCAUCCAGCGUUCACCCAACCUUUUCACGCGCCUAGGAAUCCCUCUCACUCUCCCCGUUGAGCGUAUCCAUGCGUUACUAUUAUCAGAGGCUGGAUUUGGGGCGGGUGGAGGAGGAGACGGAGGACUUGCUGUGCCAGUGCCAAUGCCACCUGAUCUUGAACUUUUACUAAGUCGACUUAGGACUGAUGAAUCGAGGGGAUGGUUUGUACGGUUUGGUCAAAGGGCACUCCAGACCUGCGCCCCAUGCACCUCCGCGAGUGAUUACGCACUCUUUGUCUUUGCAAGCGCGAUUCUCGCGUAUAUCCGUACUGCGGCGGCGUUGUUGUUGCUUACAUCCAGCGCAAAUGGGAGGGAUAGAUGGAGGGGGUAUGUUUUAGGCGUGUUAGUGUGUGCAGCCCUUGCGGAAGGUUAUGUCGUGACGAGCGCGAGUGCGAUGCCGCUUCCCAGGGAUGGAAUGAGGGUGUUCAUGUGGCACGACAAUAUCCAGUCCGCACGCCAAGCACUGUUCCUCUUACUCCCGCUUCUUACACAGUUCCUUCCUGUAUCACAGCAGCCAGGACCACCCAGUACAUCCCUCGCACCCGCUCUCGCACACCUCGAGCGUUCCCUCCCACGCGCACACCUACUGAAUUCCACGCGCGCUGCCAUUAUGCGCCAGCCUGAGCUGCGGGAGCGGGCGGUGCGGUGGUGGGCGCAGGAAAAGAUGGAAGGGGAUGCAGGGAGGGAAGAUGAGGGGGUGCGGAAAGCGGCGGAGAAGAUGGGGCUUGGGUAUGCGGAUGGGGGAUGGUGA